UCUUAGUUUAAAUAUUAUUAUGGAUCCCCCUUAAUCGAGAAGACCACCUAUAUUUGCUCCUUUGAGAUAAAAUAGAUUUGAUACUAAAUGUAAACAUUGCAAAAAAUGUAUUAUUGAGAAAAUUUUAAAGAAUAGGAUCCAUAAUUACUUUAAUGGCAUGAAACACAGUGUUAAAAAUAAAAAGAAGAUGCCUUAACAUAAUUUGUUAAUGUAGGAACUAAAUUAAUAAGAGGACUUAGUUAAGGAAUGUAGAGAAAUGUAGUAAGAUUAGGUAAUGCAAUCUCCAAUGAAUUUAAUUAAAUUGAAAGAAUAUUUAGUAAUUAAGCUAAUCCAGUUACAAUAGAUAUUUAUUAAGAAUAAUUUAAUCGUUUGCAUUAAGAAGAAAUAAAUAGAUAAGAAGUAUAGUAACCGAAAAGGGAACCUAACUUAAUCGAAUAUAAUUUUAUAAAUAAACGUAAUUUAACUCCUUCUGCUAAGAUGUGUAGUAUAUGUUAAGAUGAAUAUUUUGAGAAUGAAAAAAUAAUAAUGCUUUAAUGUAUGCAUAGAUAUCAUAAAUAAUGUUUGAAUGACUGGAUUAAGAGAAAGCCAACUUGUCCAAUUUGUAAAAUGAAUAUAUA
Paramecium sonneborni is the source of this 617-nucleotide messenger RNA. NCBI's taxonomy places the organism in Eukaryota, Ciliophora, Oligohymenophorea, Peniculida, Parameciidae. The record is from the annotation of a GenBank genome assembly.